Molecule: messenger RNA, 1479 nt
Organism: Paracoccidioides brasiliensis Pb18
Exons: 7
Coding region: 1-1479 (492 amino acids)
Biological process (GO): transmembrane transport
Cellular component (GO): membrane
Molecular function (GO): transmembrane transporter activity
Source: RefSeq, a predicted model, not a curated record
AUGGCUGAUACUAAGCACAUCGAAAGCGGCACCGUCAUCGCUGCAGACACCAGCAAAGAGGCCGUUGUCAACAGCGAGGGCGUAUUUCCAGAGAAGGGCGCUGCUGAGAACCGAGACUAUGCUGGUGCUGUUGCAAAGACUGAUCCAGUUGAGAUCCGCCUGGUGCGGAAGCUGGAUUAUCGGAUCAUGCCAAUCCUGGUCGUCAUGUACUUCCUCAAUUAUAUCGACAGAAACACUCUCGCCCAAGCACGGCUGGACGACGUCGAAAAGGAGCUGGGCAUGGAGGGAGAAUUCCAGUUUAACACCACCAUCUCCAUCCUCUUCGUCGGUUAUGUUUUGAUGCAGAUUCCCAGCAAUAUGUUGAUUACAAGAGUCUCGCCAAGUAUGUAUAUGAGCAGCUGGAUGGUGGUCUGGUCAAUCGUUUCAGCAUGCACUUCAUUGGUCCAGUCCUACGCUGGUAUGGUCGUGUGUCGCUUUUUGCUGGGUGUGACCGAGGCGCCAUUCUAUCCCGGGGCAACAUAUCUUCUGGCCAUCUUUUAUACUAGGAAAGAGGUCGCUUCUCGAAUAGCUGUCCUGUACUGUGCCCAGAUCCUCGCAACAGGGUUCGCCGGCCUGAUUGCUGCAGGAGUCUUCAAAGGCAUGGACGAUGCGCGGGGCCUGUCCGGAUGGAGAUGGCUGUUUAUCAUCGAGGGCUGCAUCACCACCGCAGUCGCACUGAUAGGCUUCUGGCUCCUACCAGAUACGCCCCUUACUACCCGCUGGCUCAAACCCGAUGAACGUCAACUCGCCCAUGCCAGAAUCGAACGGGACAAGAUGGGCCAGAUGGGCGAAGAGAGCUCUGUAAUGGAAGGCCUGCGCCAGGCAGCCAAGGACAAACGAACAUGGAUUUUCAGUCUGAUGCAGAAUUUCCACCUGGCUGCUUGCGGCUUCAAUAGCUAUUUCCCAACCGUCGUGAGAACUCUUGGGUUCCCCAAAACUGAAACCCUCCUCCUAACCUGUCCCCCCUUCAUCUUCGCCGCCUGCUCCGCAAUCUUCAUGGGCUGGUCCUCCGGCCACUACCACGAGCGCACCUGGCACAUAACCAUUGGCCUUUUCGUUGCCGUCGUGGGCUUCGUCAUCGCCUGUACAACCUUGAACACUGCAGGGCGCUAUAUCGCCUGCUUCAUAUUCCCCGUAGGUGCCUACUCAGUCAAUUCCGUGAUUAUCGGGUGGGUGUCGUCGACGUUGUCACAGACGCGGGAGAAGCGGGCGGUUGUGUUGGCUAUGCAUAAUGUCGCGGGGCAGAUUGGGUAUAUAUAUGGUGCGUAUAUAUGGCCGAAUUAUGAUAAGCCGAGGUUUGCCAUUGGCUUUGGGGUUUCGGCUGGGCUUGCGUUGGGGGCCAUUGGGUGUGCGUGGUGGAUGAGAGUGAUUUUGCAGAAGGAGAACAGGAGGUUGAAGGAGAGCGGCGGGGGUGAUGAGAUUAAUUAUUAUGGGUAUUGA